Molecule: messenger RNA, 12720 nt
Organism: Loxodonta africana (African savanna elephant)
Lineage: Eukaryota; Metazoa; Chordata; Mammalia; Proboscidea; Elephantidae
Gene: NYAP1
Product: neuronal tyrosine phosphorylated phosphoinositide-3-kinase adaptor 1
Exons: 6
Coding region: 1186-3879 (897 amino acids)
Biological process (GO): neuron projection morphogenesis; phosphatidylinositol 3-kinase/protein kinase B signal transduction
Source: RefSeq, a predicted model, not a curated record
AAGGGACAGGGAGGAUUGGCGGGGCGAAAGGCGGAGAAACCCAGGGUAGCAGGACAAGGGGAAGGGGAGGGAUGCCCGGGAACCUGAGGCCCUAGGAUGGAGAGGGGGAUGAAGCAGGCCAGGUUUGAAAUAAACAGGGGAAGGGGUAGGACGGCAAUGAGGAGGGGCGCCUGGGAGAGAAGUGAGGUUGAAGACGAAAAGGAGAGUGUGGUUUGGGGGAAGGGAACCCAGAGCAGGUAUGGAGGCCGCAGCCCAGAGGGUAGCUCUGGGGCCAGGCUGGAGACCCCGUGGGUGGGAUUGAGGGGCGGGACUGGAGGAGGGAAACCGGGAGCCUCCCAAAUCCUGGAGAAGGAAGAAGGUGAUCUGGGCCAUCAGUGAGGGGCCAGGGGCUGGAAUAGGGGUGGACCGAGGCCCAGGCCCAGAGGACUGGAGGGGGGACAGCAGGGAAUAGAGGUGGAUGAAUGGGUGGAUGGUAUUUUAGAUGCUCAACCAGAAUGCCCCCUACCCUUCCUUCAGCACCCCCACCCUGCCCUGGUCACCUCCCCCCAAGCCUCAGGGCCCAAGAGGGGUUGGGGAGUCUGUCUCCCUCUUCCCCAGUGGGGUGCAAUGUACGCAAGUAGGCCCUGGGCACAACUCCUUGUCUGUAGGUGUGUCCAGUUCUGUGUAGCAGAUUUGUGUGUGUCUGGAUGUCUGUGUGUGUCUGUGGGUGUGUCGGCGGGUGUUUGUGUGUGUCUGCCUCUUCCUAGGUUAGUGUUUACCUGUGCCGGUCCUCGGUCUGUGGCUCGGAGGUUUGUGUGUCUGAACGUGUCUGUCACUGCGGGGUUGAUCUACGUGUGUGCGGCCUGUCUGUGCUGUAUCAGGAUGAGACUCUGUUGACAUGAUCUCCCUGGAGUGUUUGUAUCUCUGAACACCUUUGUCAGGGUGUCACUCAGUGUUUGUCUGUGAGUCCUAAAGGCUGUGUUGGGUUUUCUGUGCCUCUCUGUCUUGUUUUCCUCUCUGAGGACCCAAAUCACAUCCCUUCGCCUUUUUGUCUUUCUCAUUCAUUCCUGGCCCCCCACCCACCCCACAUCUUUCUUUUCUUUUUCCCCCCUCCCCAUCAAGUGGAUCCGGGACCCAGGGAGGGCCGUCCCCCGGGCCUGGUGGCGCUGAGCAGGGACCCCCAGCCCCCACCUCCUGCCCCACGACAUGAACCUCCUCUACCGAAAAACCAAGCUGGAGUGGAGGCAGCACAAGGAGGAGGAGGCCAAGAGGAGCUCCAGUAAGGAGGUGGGUCCCGCAGGCCCGGCAGGGCCCGGGACUGGCCCAGGGCCCGGGGUCCGAGUGCGGGACAUUGCCUCGCUGCGCCGCUCCCUCAGGAUGGGCUUCAUGACGAUGCCCGCCUCCCAGGAGCACACCCCCCACCCCUGCCGCAGCGCCAUGGCCCCACGUUCACUCUCCUGCCACUCCGUGGGCAGUAUGGACAGUGUGGGGGGUGGGCCUGGAGAUGGCGGUGGGGGUCUCACAGAGGACAGCAGCGCCCGGAGACCCCCAGCCAAGCCUCAGAGACACCCCAGCACCAAGCUCAGCAUGGUGGGGUCAGGGGCAGAGAUGCCCCCCACCAAAAAAGCAGGCUCACAGAAGCUGACCCCAGAGAGCCGAGAAUCUAGCCGGAAGGUUCCUCCACAGAAGCCCAGGCGAAGUCCCAACACCCAGCUCUCUGUUUCCUUCUAUGAGUCCUGCCCUCCAGCCCCUUCUCCUCGAGGAGGGAACCUACCCUUCCAGCGCCUCAGUAGGGGGUCACACGUAACAGGGGACCUUGAUGUGGGUGCCCAGGAAGAAGAGCCCGUGUACAUUGAGAUGGUGGGGGAUGUCUUCAGGGGAGGAGGAAGAAGUGGAGGAUGUCUGACUGGGCCCCCUCUUGGGGGUGGAGGCCCAACCCCUCCAGCUGGCCCCGACUCAGACUCUGAAGAGAGUGAGGCCAUAUAUGAGGAGAUGAAAUACCCGCUGCCGGAGGAGGCAGGAGAAGGCCGGGCCAAUGGGCCCCCCCCACUGACAGCAACCUCCCCACCACACCAGCCUCCUGUCCUUCAGUCCCAUGCCCACCGCCGUCCAGCUUCAGCCCUCCCGAGCCGGAGGGAUGGAACACCCACCAAGACCACUCCUUGUGAAAUCCCCCCACCUUUCCCCAACCUCCUUCAGCACCGCCCUCCACUCCUGGCCUUCCCCCAAGCCAAGUCUGCUUCCCGAACCCCUGGCGAUGGGGUCUCAAGGCUACCGGUCCUCUGCCACUCCAAGGAGCCAGCUGGCUCCACCCCAGCUCCCCAAGUGCCUGCACGGGAGCGGGAGACGCCUCCCCCACUGCCUCUGCCUCCUGCUGCCAACCUGCUGCUGCUGGGACCGUCGGGCAGGGCCCGGAGCCACUCGACACCUUUGCCACCCCAGGGCUCUGGCCAGCCCCGGGGUGAGCGGGAGCUCCCCAACUCCCACAGCAUGAUCUGCCCCAAGGCGGCGGGGGCGCCGGCAGCCCCCCCUGCCCCGGCCGCCUUGCUUCCUGGGCCGCCCAAGGACAAGGCCGUGUCUUACACCAUGGUGUACUCGGCAGUCAAGGUGACCACGCACUCUGUCCUGCCAGCCGGUCCGCCCCUGGGUGCUGGGGAACCAAAGACUGAGAAGGAGAUCUCAGUUCUCCAUGGGAUGCUGUGCACCAGCUCGAGGCCUCCUCCCAUGCCAGGGAAGUCCAGCUCCCACAGCAGUGCCAUGGGGGCAGCAGCUGGGGUCCUCCACCACCGAGGUUGCCUGGCCUCUCCCCACAGCCUUCCAGACCCAACUGCAGGCCCUUUGACCCCCCUCUGGACCUACCCAGCUGCAGUAGCUGGGCUCAAGAGACCCCCUGCCUAUGAGAGCCUCAAGGCUGGGGGGGUGCUGAAUAAGGGCUGUGGAGUGGGGGCCCCGUCCCCCAUGGUCAAGAUCCAGCUGCAGGAGCAAGGGCCCGAUGGGGGUGCCUUCGCCAGCAUCUCCUGUGCCCACGUCAUCACCAGUGCAGGGACACCAGAGGAGGAAGAAGAGGAGGAGAUGGGUGCCACCACAUUUGGGGCAAGCUGGGCUCUGCAGAGGAAGGUCCUGUAUGGAGGGAGGAAGGCAAAGGAGCUGGACACAGAAGCCGAGGAGGGUGCCCGGGCCUGGAACGGCAGUGUGGAGGGUCCAGGCAAGGUGGAGCGUGAGGACAGGAGCCCUGUGGCAUCAGGGAUCCCAGUGAGGAGCCAGGGGGCAGAGGGCCUGAUGGCCAGGAUCUACCAUGGAGGGGACCGAGGAGGGAGCCGCACAGCGCUGCCCAUACCCUGCCAGACCUUCCCCGCCUGCCACCGCAAUGGAGGUGACACCCUUCCUGAAGACGCACGGAUGGGGCUGGCUUGGGAGGAUCCCCGAGGGUCCAGUCCUUGGACUUACUAUAUGCCCUGUACAAAAGCAUGUCCUAGGCCCCGAAUCUUAAUACCACAUCUGCAUCCCCUUUCCUUCUCUGACUUCGCGGGAGGCUACCGCCUGGGGCGCUCUGCCUCCACCUCUGGAGUCCGGCAGGCCGUGCUCCAUACACCCCGGCCCUGCAGCCAGCCCAGGGACGCCCCGAGCCAGACCCCCCCUGCGCUGCCGCUGCCGCUGCCGCUGCCGCUACCCCUGCCCCCUCAGCCCGCCCGCGAGCGGGACGGCAAGCUGCUGGAGGUGAUCGAGCGGAAGCGCUGUGUCUGCAAGGAGAUCAAAGCGCGGCACCGGCCGGACCGAGGCCUGUGCAAGCAGGAGAGCAUGCCCAUCCUCCCCAGCUGGCGGCGGGGGCCUGAGCCCCGCAAGUCUGGCACCCCGCCCUGCCGCCGGCAGCACACGGUCCUCUGGGACACUGCCAUCUGAGGAGGCCGGGGCGGGCACCUGGACUGGGGAGUGGGGCGGGCCGUGCCCGGUCUCUCCUGGGAGAUUUGCCUUGAAAGACGCUUGAAAGACUAGGUGAGAGAGAGCCAGGGAGACCCCCCUGCCCUCCACCCCAGCCCCCAGAGACGGGAAGUCUGCCAGGCUCAUUGGGUUUGGGGCGCCAGCAGCAAAUUUGGGGGAAGAGAAAGGUUUGCUUGAGGUUGGGAGUGAAGCCCUCUGCUGCUGUCCCCACUGGGCGCAGUAUACCCCUCCCCCUGAGAGGGCAAAGGCCAAGCCAGAGUCCAAGCAGGUGGGAAGGGGAGAGGGGAUAGGGAGGAAGAAGGGGGAUGAAUCAAAUGAAAGAGGGAGUAGCCAGUAAGAGGUAGUGGAGCUCUUUUUAUAGAGUCGGGAAGGGGGAAGGGGUAUUUAUUUUGUUAUUUAUUAGUUUGGAGGGUAAUUCUGGGUCCUUCUUACCUACUCCCAAACAGGGAGUGGGGCGUUGAGGCAAUUAAAUGGAACCAAGUUUGCACUCUCCCCAUGUCUAAAGGCCCCACCAUCUGUGCCCACUCCAAUGCUAGGGCCUGGGGAGUGGAGUGGGAUGAAGGGAGGGGCUCAGGUGAGCUGAGGGCAGCAGGCUCAUUUACAUACAGUAUUUACAAUGUGCCAGAAUUUGGUAGUGCGUGUGCCCUGCUCGGAAAGAAAGGCAUCUUAUUUAGCUCUGGGGUGAGGGUCUAGUGCCAGGGAUGGGGGGGAUGAUGGGGAAGGAGGGAAAUUUCAGUGGGUGGGGGGUGGGCAGGGUAUUUAUUUAAAUUAAAAAAAAAAAAGAUGUCAGGAACUUUUUUUUAAUUCCUUUCUUUUCAGAAUAAUAUAUUAAAAGACUAAUUGAUCCUAGAAUUGGCUUCUUAUAUUUCACAGUGUUCUCUGCUUGUCUUAAAUUUGUUUCUUUUUCCAUCUUGCCCUUGGUUGGUGGGAGUUGAAGGUUGCUUGGGGAGGGAUGAGUGGCUGUGGCGAGUAUCAGGGAGCAGUGGCAUUUGAGGUAAGUCUUUGGGAGUGCCACCAAGCGGUGACUCAAUAAGUGUUUACUGGGCAUCUGAUGUGUGCCCAAUAUUCAGAUGUGAAGCCUGCCCUCAAGCAGCUUAUAGCCUACUCAGGGAGAGAAGAGACCCGAGACAACAAACAAUACUGCAGGAUAAGAGAGGGACAGGGCUGGAAUCAUCAAAGAAGGCUUCUUGGAAAGUGAGCCCAAAAGGACAGGUAAGGUUUGGAUGAGCAGAUGGGGAGAGGGAAAGCCCAAGGCCACACGAUAUGACUGCAGAACACUAGGAGAUGGGGAGGGAAGGGAAGUUUGUUUCAGUAAUGCAGAGGGCAACGAAGAGUCAUCACAAGUUGAUGAGCAUGACGGGACAUGAUGAGGCUGGUUCAGAAAGAUGAGCCUCAAAGGAGAAUGCUGGUCUUCGGAAGGAAUCCCGCUGGGUGGUGAACAAAUCACCAGGGGUGAAGAUAGGGAGGGUGUGCCGGAGAAUGGAGGGCAAGGGAGAGUAGGAAAACAUCAGGAUGAGGACGGAAGAGCCCAUGUGAUUGGGAAAAUGGUGUCACCUUGACAGAGUAAAGAAAGUGAGUUGAAAGUGAAGGAAGAACACUGAAGCAAUGAUGAAUGUUCUGGUCUGUUACCAGCUAGAAUAGAGUUUCAGAAAAAGGUGGGCAGUGCAAGAGAUGAUAAGUGGUAUGAAGAACAUUUUUUUAAACUUAGUUAUCUGUUUAUUUUCAUUCAUAUUAGAAAAAGGUAUAACUAGCCAUCAGACUUGUUAUUUCAUGGAUAUUAUUGGUCAGGAUGAAGCCAGAUUUAUUUCUAAUGAAUUGGUAUACACAUACGAAAAAUUAAGACACAGGAAUGAGAAUUUCUGAAAUUUAGCAAACACCAAGGUAGAGGUAAAAUGAUGAGAGUUUGGGAGAGAAGACAAGAUGUGGACAUUGGUAGUCAUCAAUAUAGAAAUGGUACUUGAAGACAUGACCUAGAGCUCUAUAAGGGAAACGAUGGCUAGAGAUAAGAAAGGGGACUGCUUACAAAAUAUAAAUGAGCAAUAGCUUUUAUAUAACUAGUUAGAAAUUUAAUGGAAGGAAAUAUCCCAUUCAUAAGAGCAACAAAAGCCAUAAAAUACCUAAAAUUAACUGAAAUAAAUGUACAGGAGCGAUUUUCAAUCAAUUAAUAAAACUAAGCUUUCCAAUUACUUCAAAAAGGGAGACUUGAAUAAGCAAAGAGUAAUAACUUGUUCUUAGAUAGGAAGACACGAUAAUAUAAAAGAUGUCAGUUUCCCUAACUCCACAAAUUCAGGGCAGUUUUUAAAUCCCCAAGUGAUUGGGAAACUUGGGAAAAUAAUUUGAAAUUCCAUCUAGAAUGUUAAUGAGAAAAGGCAGAGCAUUCUGAAAGAGAAGAAUAAUGGGGAUAUCUCUCAUUACUAAAAAUGCUAAAACUUGAAAGAAAACCACAGAGUACUGAUAUUGGCACAGGACUGGCACAAUAUAUCAGAAAAAAGAGAGUAAAGAGAUUCAAAUCACAUGGGAAUUUAGUAUGUAUAUGAUAAAGGUGGUAUUUUAAAUGGGAAAAGAUUAAUUAGUUAAUCAUUGUUUUUUGAACAGUUAACAGUCUCUGGGUACCACAAAUGGUUAAGCACUCCUAUACUAACCAAAAGAUUGCAGUUCAAAUUCCUCCAGAGGUGCCAUGGAAGAAAGGCCUGGCAGUCUAUUUACAAAAGGCCACAGCCAUUGAAUGACAUAAAGCCACAGUGUUGGUAGUGGCAUAGGACUGGCACAAUCCAUCAGAAUACAGAGUUCAGGAAGAGACCCAAAUCACAUGGGGAUUUAGCACGUAUAGGAUAAAGGUGUUAUUUUAAAUUGUCAGGGAAAAGAUUGUUAUUUAAUUUUUUAAAAACUAUUUUACUGUGAUUUUGGAGAAAUUUUACAUGGCAACUGAAGUUCUCAUUUCACAAUUUCUACACAUUCAAUGACAUUGGUUACACUUUUUACAGGGUGUCAGCAUUUUCAUUUUUUCCAUUCUGGUUCUGUUUCCAUUAAACUAGCUUCCUUGUCCCCCUUACCUUCUUGUCUUUGGUCUAGAAAAAAGGUAGACUGUUAGGUCUUACUUAAAUGAUUGUUUAGAGGAGCACAGUACUUCUGGGUGAUAGUAUUUAUUUUAUGAGCCAUUCUGUCUUUUGGCUGAGAGGUGACUUCCUGGAAUAGUUUAAGUUCCAAGCUUAAAGGGUAUCCCAGGGCAAUAGUCUUGGGGGUGCCUCUAGUCUCUACCAGUCUAGUGAAUCUGGCCUUUUUUAGGAAUUUGAGUUUUGCUCUACAUUUUUCCCCAUUCUAUUUGGGACUAUCUAUUGUCGCUGGUCAGAACAGUGAGUAGUGGUAGCCAGGCACCAUCUAGUUCAUCUGGCCUCAAGGUAGGUGAUGCCAUGGUUCACGCAGACUAUUAGUUCUGUAGACUAGUUUCUUCUUUGAGACUUAGGUUUCCUUUUGCUCCAGGUGCAUGGAGACCAAUAGUUGUAUCUUAGAUGGCUGCUCACAAGCUUUAAAAACCCCAGGAACAACUCACUGAACUAUAAUGUAGAACAUUAUCUUUAUGAGCUAUGUUAUGCCAGUUGACUGAGUUGCCCCCCAAGACUAUGGUCCUAAACCCUUGUGAUCGUUAAGGUUGUGUGUCAGUUUGGCUGGCCCAUGAUUCUCAGUGGUUUGGCAGUUAGGAUGUAGUUUGGCAGUCGUAUAUUGAUAUAAUCACUUCCAUGAUGAGAUCUGAUAUAAUGCGAUCACCUCUGUGAUGCCAUCUGCUGUGAGUAGCCAGUCAGUUGAAAGAGAGUUUCCUUGGGGGUGUGGCCUUAUCCAAUAUAGGUGGACUUCCUGCCAAGGCUCGUGGGAUUUUUGCUCACUCUGGAUCCGACAGCAGGUUCCUGUUCAUCUCACCUCUGGUUCUCGGGACUUGAGCUAGCAGCUUACCUGCCAAUCUUGGGAUUUGUCAGCCUUUGCAGCCUGUGAGCCAGCAGCCUGCCAUCUUACCUGCUGAUCUUGGGUUUGCCAGCUCCUACAGCUACGUGAAUCAGGAGAAGCCUCCAGCCUGAUCCAUAGACUUGGGACUUUUCCAGCCUCUACAACCACGUGAGCCAUUUCCUUGAUAUAAAUCUCUCUCUAUAUAUAUAUACAUAUAUUUAUAUGCUUCCUGGUUUUGUUUCUCUAGAGAACCCAGCCUAAGACAUUUGGUGCUGAGAGUGGUUCCAGAGAAACAAAACGGUAAGGAUGAGUUUUCUAAAUUGGUUCUCAAGUCUGGUUAGUCUUAAAAAUGUUGAUGACUCUGCUUCAAGUAGUAAAGAGGGCACUGCUAAUCCAUGGUGUUAGGAGGCAGUAGAAAUUAAACAAAACCUUGCCACCAAUAGAUCAGGUAUUCGUGACAGGCUAGGCUCUGAGUAAUCAUGUGUUUGAUAACUUUCUACGAUUUUGUCAUAAUUAGAAGUACAAGAAAGCUGGUUGGUUGGUCCUAAUUUGGCUAAACAAAGUGGUGAAAGAAAGAGAUGAGCUCAGGGCUUCAGGGUCAAAGCUCAAAUGCCAUAUAAACAACCUCAAAGUUUCCACUUGUGCCUUGAAAGAAAGCCUUGUUUCUUAUAGUAGCAGAGCUGAUAUUGCCAAAAACCAAACCCAGAAUCUUAUCAUAAGAACAGCUGAAUUACAAUACUAACUGAAUUCCCAAACUUGGAUAGUGUCUGAAGUUAAAGUGAGGGCAUUGAUUGGGAAGAAAUGGGAUCCUGAAACUUGGAAUGGGGACAUAUGGUUAGAUAAUCAGGAAGCUAGGGACACUGAGCCCCUAAGUUCCGUUGAAUUAUUCCUUCCAAUAGAACCAACCCUCUCACUCCCAUCUGAAGAGAUUACUCCAUCUUUGUCUACUAAACUGCCCUUCCCAGUAAAACCAUUAGCUCCUCCACGUCAUCUGAUGAGAUUAACCCAGCUGUGUCUGAAGAGCCUUUGUAUAAGUCCUUGCCUGGGGCAUCACCUGAGCCAGAUGCCUUACAAGACCUUACUGAAUGUUUGCAGAACAAAUCCCCACCCCCCAUUUUUUUUCUAGAUCUAUAACUAGACUAAGUCCUAGUGAGCCCCAAAAAGUCAAUUACAAAGCAUGACCCAGGAGGAGAUAUGCUACACUUCAAAAGAACUGCUUGAGUUUCCUAAUAUGUACAUGCAGGGAUUACUGCUACCGUCAAGGACUUAAAGGAUGCAGGGGUGGUGAUUCCCACCACAUCCCCAUUCAACUCACCUAUUUGGCCUGUGCAAAAAACAGAUGGAUUUUGGAGAAUGACAGUGGAUUAUCAAAAACUUAACCAGGUGGUGAUUCCAAUUGCAGCUGCUGUUCCAGAUGUGGUUUCAUUGCUUGAGCAAAUUAAUACAUCUCCUGGUACCUGGUAUGCAGCUCUUGAUCUGGAUAAUGCCUUUUUCUCCAUACCUGUUUUGAAGGACCUACAGAAGCAGUUUGCCUUCAGCUGGCAAGGCUAGCAGUAUACUUUCAGUGUUCUACCUCAGAGGUAUAUCAACUCUCCAGCCCUACAGUCCUCGGGGACCUUUCUCUUCCACAAGACAUCACACUGGUCCAUUAUAUUGAUGACAUUAUGCUAAUCCUACCUAGUAAGGAAGAAGUGUCAAUGACUCUGGACUUGUUGGUAAAAUGUACUAGAGAGUGGGAAAUUAGUCUGACAGAAAUUCAGGCGCCUUCUAUCUCAGUGAAACUUGUAGGGCUCCAGUGGUUGGGGCAUGUCGAGAUAUUCCUUCUAAAGUGAAGGAUAAGUUUUUGCAUGUAGCCCUUCCCACAACUAAAAAGGAGUCACAAUGCCUGGUAGGCCUCUGGAUUUUGGAGGCAGCAUAUCCUUCAUGUGGCUAUGCUUAUCAGGCCUAUUUAUCAAAUGACUCAAAAAACUGCUAGUUUUGAGUAGGGCCCAGACCAAGAGAAUGCUCUACAACAGGUUCAGGCUGCUGUGCAAGCCACUCUGCCACUUGGGCCAUAUGACCCAGCCAAUCCUGCUUGAAGUGUCAGUGGCAGAUAGAGAUGUUGUUUGGAGUCUUUGGCAGGACUCUGUCGUUGAAUCACAGCACAGACCCUUAGGAUUUUGCCAUCCUCUGUAAAAAUAACUACUUUUUUGAGAAACAACUUUAGGGUUGUUACUGGGCCUUACUAGAGACUGAACAUUUAACCAUGGGCCACCAAGUCACCAUGCAGCCUGAGCUGCCCUUCAUGAACUGGGUGUUGUCUGACCCACAGAGUCAUAAAUUUGGACUGCACAACAGCACUCCCUCAUGAAAUGGACGUGGUAUAUACAAGAUCAGCCCCAAGCAGGACCUGAAGAUACAAGUAAGUUGCAUGAGGAAGCGCCCCUAAUACCCAUGAUUCCACUCCUGUCACAUUACCUUCCAUCUCCCAGUCUGCACCUAUGGCCUCAUAGGGAGUUCCUUAUGAUCAGUUGACUGAGGAAGAGAAAACUCAUGCCUGGUUUACAGAUGGUGCUGAGCGAUAUGCAGGCACCACUCAAAAGUGGACAGUGGCGGCACUACAGCCCCUUUCUGGGACCUCCCUGAAGGACAGUGGUGAAGGGAAAUCCUCCCAAAGGGCAGAACACUGAGCAGUGUACCUGGUUGUUCACUUUGCUUGGAAGGCGAAAUGGCCAGAUGUGUGACUGUGUAGUGAUUCAUAGGCUGUCGCCAAUGGUUUGGCCGAAUGGUCAGAGACUUGGAAGGAAAAUGAUUGGAAAAUUGAUGACAAGAAGGUAUGGGGGAAGAGGUAUGUGGAUAGACCUCUCUGAGUGGGCUAAAGAUGUGAAGAUAUUUGUGUCUCAUGUGAAUGUUCACCAAAGGGUAAACUCAGUACUGGAGACUUUUCACAACAUGUGGAUAGGGUGACGUGUUCUGUGGAAACCAGUCACCCUCUUUCCCCAGCCACUCCCGUCAUUGCCCAAUGGGCUCGUGAACAAAGUGGCCAUGGUAGCAAAGAGGGAGGUUAUGCAUGGGCUCAGCAACAUGGACUUCCACUCACCAAGGCCAACGUGGCUACAGCCACUGCUGAGUGACCAAUGUGCCAGCAGAAGAAACCAACACUGGGUCCCCAGUAUGGCACCAUUCCUUGAGGUGAUCAGCCAACAACCCGGUGGCAGUUUUAUUACAUUGUAACACUUCCAUCAUGGAAAGGACAGCGUUUUGUUCUUGCUGGAAUAGACACUCUGGAUAUAGAUUUGCCUUCCCUGCAUGCAAUGUUUCUGCCAUGUCUACUAUCUGUGAACUUACAAAAUACCUUAUCCACUGUCAUGGUAUCCCACACAUUGCCUUGGGUCAAGUGACUCAUUUCACAGCAAAUGAAGUGCAGCAAUGGGCCCAUGGUCAUGGAAUUCUCUGGCCUUACCAUGUCCCCCAUCAUCCUGAAGCAGCUGGCUUGAUAGAAUGAUGGAAUGGCCUUCUAAAGACACAAUUACAGGGCAGGCGAGGUGGCAAUAACUUGCAGGGUUGGGGCAGUGGUCUCCAGGAGGCUAUAUGUGCUCUAAACCAGCAUCCCAUACAUAGUGCUGUUUCUCCCAUAGCCAGGAUUCAUAGGUCCAGGAAUCAAGAGGUGGAGAUGGGAGUGGUACCACUCACUAUUACCCCUGGUGACCCGCUCACAAAGUUUUUGCUUCCUGUCCCUAUGACUCUAUGCUCUGCAGGUCUAGAGGUCUUAGUUCCAAAGGAAGAAAUUCUCCCACCAGGAGACACAACACUGAUUCCAUUGAACUGGAAGUUAAGAAUGCCAUUUGGCCACUCUGGGCUCCUCAUGCCUCCGGAUCAACAGGCAAAGAAGGGAGUUACUGUAUUGGCUGGUGUGCAUCAAAUAUUUUGUUUUCUUCACUUAUAAAAUAUAAAAUGUAAAUAAGGCUCAUGCAUUUUUAGUUGUAUGCAUGUUAGUUGUAUCAUGUUAGGUGCAAGUAUAACUUUAUAAUGUCUUUAUUCAGAGAUUAUGUAUGCUUUAAUUAGAUGUAUACAGGUGCCAAAUUGAUAAGGGGUGGACCAUGAUGGUUAAGGUUGUGUGUUGACUUGGCUGGGCCAUGGUUCUCAGUGGUUUGGCAUUUAUGAUGUAGUUUGGCAGUCAUAUAAUGAUGUAAUCACUUCCAUGAUAAGUUCUGAUGUAAUGGGAUCAUCUCCAUGAUGGGAUCUGCUGUGAGCUGCCAAUCAGCUGAAAGGGAGUUUCCUUGGGGGUGUGGCCUGCAUCCAAUAUAGGUGGACUUUCUGGGAAGGCUCGUGGGCUUUUGCUUGCUCUGAAUUCUGCAGCUGGCUCCUGUUCAUCUCACCUCUGGUUUUUGGGACUUGAGCUAGCAGCUUACCUUCCAAUCUUGGGAUUUGUCAGCCUUUGCAGCCUGUGAGCCAGCAGCCUGCCAUCUUGCCUGCUGAUCUUGGGUUUGCCAGCUCCUGCAGCUAUGUGAGUCAGGAGAACCCUCCAACCUGACCCAUGGACUUGGGACUUUUCCAGCCUCUACAACCACGUGAGCCAUUUCCUUGAUAUAAAUCUCUCUCUAGGUAUAUUUAUACGGUUCACUGGUUUUGUUACUGUAGGGAACCCAGCCUAAGACAGCUAUCAAACCCAGUAACUCAAUCCUGCAAGGUAUUUGUUUAUGACUAAGAUGUAGCCUGGAAACCCUGGUGGUAUAGUGGUUAAGUGCUGCAGCUGCUAACCAAAGGUCGGCAGUUCGAAUCUGCCAGGCGCUCCUUGGAAACUCUAUGGGGCAGUUCUACUCUGUCCUAUAGGGUUGCUGUGAGUGGAAAUCAGCUUGACGGGACUGGGUUUGGUUUGGUUUU